Cynoglossus semilaevis (tongue sole) is the source of this 1252-nucleotide messenger RNA. It is a transcript of the gene rdm1, whose product is annotated as RAD52 motif containing 1. Gene Ontology annotation, molecular function: RNA binding. Gene Ontology annotation, cellular component: nucleolus. The record is from RefSeq and is a predicted model, not a curated record. The coding region runs from base 347 to 1150 and encodes 267 amino acids. NCBI's taxonomy places the organism in Eukaryota, Metazoa, Chordata, Actinopteri, Pleuronectiformes, Cynoglossidae. The transcript is spliced from 8 exons.
ACAGAGCUGUGCAUGAGCAUGGUGGUGUGACUGUGAAGGUGUGUGAAGGUGUUUGUGUGAGACAGAGCUGGAGUCAGGACUUUUGAAUGAUGAAGGUGGAAAGAGAAAAGUGACAAAAGAAAAAAGAGAAAGUCCCACUGAUUCCCUACAGACACACACACACGCACGCACACAAACAACUACAAAUUACACAUCAACAUCAUUUCUAACUUGAUUUUUUUUUUUUUUUCAAAGUUCGUGUUUCUUCUGUUCUUCUUUCUUGACGUCAUCACUUUCACGUUGGAGGCAGACACCAGGUGUUGAGAAAACUUGCAAUGUUCCAACUACACAUAAACGGCUGAGCGUCAUGGACGUCGAAAUCGUGGAGUUUGUGGUCCCAAAGGAAAACGACAAAACUCUUUUCGUAUGGAACAUGCGGUCCAGUCUGAGUGAGAUCCAGAUCCACAACAACGUAUGGAGUGUCUUUUCAUCAUUUGGUCCUCUCUACUUGGUGAAGGUGACCUCCGACCUCGAGCUCCACCCUCCUGGCCACAUGGCUGUGGUGAAGUUUUACUCUGCUGUUCAGGCUGCAGAGGCGCAGCGCUGCACCCACGGCCAUCCACUGCUGCACAGCCCACAGCUGAAGGUGAAGCUCGGGUCCCAACAGGCGUCUCGCGUACAGUCUAUGAGUAACAGGCCCCUCAGCCCCGCCCACUGCAGAAAUCUAGCCAAUCACUACCUGGGCUUCAAUGGCUGGACCUCUGACAUCAUCACACUGAAAGAGCUUACUGACCAGGAUGGCGACCAAGAAGAGGGUGGAGUCAGUACGAGUAGGCUACGGAUUGGUUGCAUCCUGCAGUUGUCCUUCCCCAAACACAGUCAGACCACUAGAGGGGGUGCUGUAGUGGAGGAAUCCUUGAGUAGCACAGGUGCUGAAACGCUACCGCAGCUUCGUAGCCGGCUCCUGAAGCGGGUCACAGACAAAGCUCUAGGCCACGCCUUCGCCAACGUCCUGCUCAUCUUAUUAGGAAACGGAAAAUUGGCAGUGGAAAUGAAACAGUCAUCAGAUCAGUUCCAGCAGGAGCAGAUAGUGGGCGCUCUUCAGGUGAAUUGCUUUGAUCUUGACGAAGAGCAGAAUGAUGAUGAUGGCUGGGAUCUGACGGUACCGUAACUUCUGGGUCACGUGUGUCUGAACAUCACUGGCCUCCACAGCUCCGCUCAUCUAAUUCUUUCUUGUUGGUUUGUUAUCAAUAAAUGUUCUCUAUUUUUUUAA